Molecule: messenger RNA, 2271 nt
Organism: Talaromyces atroroseus
Lineage: Eukaryota; Fungi; Ascomycota; Eurotiomycetes; Eurotiales; Trichocomaceae
Product: 25S rRNA (cytosine(2870)-C(5))-methyltransferase
Exons: 1
Coding region: 1-2271 (756 amino acids)
Biological process (GO): maturation of LSU-rRNA; rRNA base methylation
Cellular component (GO): nucleolus
Molecular function (GO): rRNA (cytosine-C5-)-methyltransferase activity; RNA binding
Source: RefSeq, a predicted model, not a curated record
AUGGGCGUCGGUCGUCGAAUGAAGAAGCAGGGUCCUCCUGCCCCACUGGAUGAGGCUACAAUUUCUAUGAUCAAAAAGCGAAAGGCUGCUGAGGCUGAAGCCAAAGCAGCAGGCGGAAAAAAGCGACGGAAGGCCGUGGUCGAGACAGAGCCUGAGUCGGAGCCUGAGACGAAGAAAGUAAAGAAAACAAAGACGAAAACCAAUGGUGCUACCACAGUCACGAAUGGAAAUGGACAGAAAACGCCUGUUUCUGCGGCGCCGAAGAAGACUGAGAAAGGCAAGAAGAAGUCGGCAAAGAAACCUGUUGAGCCAGAGCCUGAGUCCGAAGAGGAGGAGGAUGACAUUUCGGAAAGUGGAAGCUCCCCCGAUCUCGACCAAUUAAUGCAAGACGAGUUCGAUGAAUUGGACGGCGUGAGCGAUGCAUCUGGCGAUAGUGGAUUGGACGAAGAGGACGCAAAAUUCGACGAAGGAUCGGUAUUUGAUUCGGAAGAGGAAGACCACCCACGAGAGAAGAUGUUUUCGGACGACGAAGAUGAAUCAGAUGCUGAAGAAAAGCUCACAGCUGCCAACAUUGCGGGUCUCUCACGGAAACUUGACGAACAGCGGCAAUUGGAGGAAGAGGAGGCCAGGCAGGAAAUGCAAGACUCGGCCAUGCAGACCAAUAUCGCCGGUGACCGACCCGAUAUUUUUGGUGACGCUGAAGCGGCUGCAAAGGCCGGCGUCGCUCCUAACAUGCAAUUGCUACGUACUCGGAUUACUGAUACCCUGCGAGUCUUGGGCGAUCUAGCAACUCUUGGUCAGCCUGGAAAGUCUCGCGCGGAUUACAUGCAACUUCUACUUGACGACAUUUGCACCUACUAUGGAUAUACUCCAUACUUGGCUGAAAAGCUAAUGUCUCUAUUCACUCCUAUGGAGGCGUUUGCGUUCUUCGAGGCUAACGAAACGCCCCGUCCGGUUGUCAUCCGUACAAACACUUUGCGCACGAAUCGCCGCACGCUUGCGCAGACAUUGAUUAACCGAGGGGUGGUCCUGCAGCCAGUCGGCAAAUGGUCCAAGGUCGGUUUGCAAGUGUUUGAAUCCGCGGUCCCUCUGGGUGCUACCCCAGAGUAUCUUGCCGGUCACUAUAUUCUGCAAGCUGCCUCAUCUUUCCUCCCCGUCAUGGCUCUUGCCCCUCAAGAAAACGAGCGCGUGCUAGAUAUGGCCUCGGCUCCCGGUGGUAAAACGACAUACAUCUCUGCUUUGAUGCGUAACACCGGUAUCGUGUUGGCCAACGAUGCCAGCAAGCCUCGUACUAAAGGUCUGAUUGGUAACAUUCACCGUCUGGGCUGCAAGAAUACCGUCGUCUGCAACUAUGAUGCUCGUGAGGCUUUCCCCAAGAUUCUCGGUGGGUUUGACAGAGUUCUGCUUGAUGCACCCUGCACUGGAACGGGAGUCAUAUCCAAGGAUCCCAGUGUCAAGACAAACAAGACAGAGCGCGAUUUCCUGGCCAUACCGCACAUGCAAAGACAGCUCUUGCUUGCAGCUAUUGACUCUACAGACCACCAUUCCAAGACAGGUGGCUACGUGGUGUAUUCGACAUGUAGUGUCACGGUAGAAGAAAACGAGCAAGUGGUGCAAUACGUCCUCCGCAAGCGUCCGAAUGUUAAGAUCGUUGACACUGGUCUGGGCAGCUUCGGUUCUGAAGGCUUCACAAGCUACAUGGGCAAGAAGUUUGAUGAGAAGAUGUCACUCACACGACGCUAUUUCCCGCACAGGGAGAACGUUGACGGUUUCUUUGUUUGCAAAUUGAAAAAGACCGGUCCAAGCCCUGGCGCCAGCAAGACUGCUAGCGGCGCUGCUACUACUACAACAAAUGGCGCGAAAUCUGAUAAAUCAGCGUCGGGCGCUGAAGAUACUGAUGGCGAGAUUGUCGAUAAAACACCUAUCACGGAUGACGAUGGCGUCGCUAUUGGUGAAGAAGCCUUUGGUCCUUUCAACGACGACGAAGACGCCGAGCUCAUUGCUCGCGGUGAACGCAAUCGGUUGAGAAGGAAGGGUAUCAACCCCAAGGCAGUGAUAGAAAAGAAGGGGAAGAAGCAAGAUUCAGUCUCCGCAUUCGAUAACGAGCCUUCUUCUUCAGAGGGGGAGAAGAAGAAAUCCAACCCUGAGAAGAAGGAAAAGAAGAAGUCUGAAUCUGAUACCAGUUCAAAGACACAGACACCGGCAGCAGCAGAUGUUUCUUCUUCGCCUUCUUCUUCAAAGUCCAAGAAGAACAAGAAGGGGAAGAAAUAG